AUGGACGAGCAUGCCGAGCGAGUGCGAAAGAUCGCUGCAGCCGUGAAAGGCUUCCACGAGACCAAGCAGAAAUUUCGAAUCGAUCACGGCUCCACAAACAGCACACGGAACCAAAGGUCAAAAGGCAACAAUGUCAUCAACACUAGCAAGAUGAACCAUGUACUCACAGUCGACACCGACAAAAGGACCAUCUUGGUUGAGCCGAACGUGCCCAUGGACCGUUUGGUGGAAGCUACCCUGGCUCACGACCUCAUACCGUUAGUCAUCAUGGACUUUCCGGGUAUUACCGCAGGUGGAGGCUAUGCCGGUACAGCGUGCGAGAGCAGCUCUUUCAAGCAUGGCUUCUUCAGCGACACCGUCAACUCUAUCGAGAUGGUGCUAGCCAACGGUGAAGUCGUUAUCUGCUCAAAAGAUGAGCGUAAAGACCUCUUCCGUGGGUCUGCCGGCGCUAUGGGCAGCUUUGGAGUACUGACCCUGCUGGAGAUUCAGCUCGAGCCUGCCAAGAAAUAUGUAGAGACAACCUACCAUCCGGUGACUUCCUUCGACGAAGCAGUCAAAAUGUGCCACGAUGUGAGCACUGGAACGUCCAGCUACGACUACGUGGACGCCAUCUUGUUCUCCAGUACAUCCGGCGCGGUGGUCACGGGGCGAUGCACAAACGACAGACCGGUUGACCUUCCUGUGCAGCGUUUCAGUGCGUCCACAGAUCCUUGGUUCUACUCCCACGUCCGUGACAGGCUAUGCACGAGUCAAGAGCCGGUGACAGAACUUAUACCGCUCCCUGAGUAUCUCUUCCGCUACGACCGAGGCGGUUUCUGGGCCGGUGAGAGUAUCUUCCAAGGACAGAAAGGUGGCGAAGGAAUCAUCCCGAACACCAAGACUUACAAGUCAUGGCUAGACCCACUCCUACACACGAGAAUGCUGUACGCAGCGGUCCACUCUGGCGGCUUCAACGGCCAGAUUGUGCAGGACAUGACAGUCCCAUACGAUAAAGCCCCAGGCUUCUUAGAAUGGGUGGCCAAGGAGAUGGAGGUAUGGCCUCUAUGGCUAUGCCCAGUCAAACCCAGCCCUAACCCAACCGUCCAUCCUCACAAGAACCCCGUCAAGAGCAAUGGCCCACAGCCCCAAAUGCUAAACAUCGGCAUCUGGGGCGCACCCACCGAGUCUGAAUUCGACUACUGGAUCGACAUCAACAGACAACUAGAAGCCAAGCUCCGUGAAGUCGGCGGCAUGAAAUGGAUGUACGGCGUCAAUCUUGAGAAUGACGAAGACUUCUGGGGCCAGCACGAUAAGGAAUGGUAUGACCAGCUACGGAAGAAGUACCACGCGGACUGGCUGCCAUCCAUCGCGGACAAAGCUAGAACAACCCCUAAGAAGUGCUUGGAAGCUGCGGAAACUCAACCCUGGAUGGAUCAUAUCUUGUUCAAUUACUUCCCGGGUUUCGUCAUUACUGCUUUGGUGCGAGCGUGGUGGAGUGGAGCGUGGAAGCAUGACAGAGCGGCGACUUGGCCGAAGUGGGUGCCAAGAGAGACGAAGUAG
This is a messenger RNA of Fulvia fulva, 1539 nucleotides long. RefSeq names its product Delta(24)-sterol reductase. Gene Ontology annotation, molecular function: Delta24(24-1) sterol reductase activity; FAD binding. The record is from RefSeq and is a predicted model, not a curated record. Bases 1 to 1539 code for a protein of 512 amino acids. Gene Ontology annotation, cellular component: cytoplasm; membrane. Gene Ontology annotation, biological process: steroid metabolic process. The transcript has 2 exons. Lineage: Eukaryota; Fungi; Ascomycota; Dothideomycetes; Mycosphaerellales; Mycosphaerellaceae.